Molecule: messenger RNA, 1242 nt
Organism: Oldenlandia corymbosa var. corymbosa
Lineage: Eukaryota; Viridiplantae; Streptophyta; Magnoliopsida; Gentianales; Rubiaceae
Source: the annotation of a GenBank genome assembly
AUGAAGUGGUGCUUUCUUCCAAAUCUCUCCCGCAAGCAGUCACUUGACGGCCAAGGUUUUUCAAAUCACAACCACAAUGACGUCUUACUAACAUUAGCAAAGCCGAUCAUCUUAGCGAGGGCGAAAAACAAUGCAAAUUUUGUAUUCUCGCCGUCGUCCCUCCACAUUGUAUUGAGCAUGAUUGCAGCCGGAGCAAAAGGCCAAACUCAAGCCCGGCUUCUUUCUUUCCUCAGGUCUAACUCCAUUGAGGAGCUCAACUCUUUAGGUUCUUUAUUAGUCACUUCUGUACUGGCCGACGGUAGCCUUUCUGGCGGCCCUCGCGUGUCGUCUUCGAAUGGAGUUUGGAUUGAUGGUUCUACCCGAUUCGAUCUUAACUACAAGAAUGCGUUGUCCCUUUUUUAUAAGGCUCAUCCUAAUGAAGUUGAUUUCCGAAACAAGCCGGACGAGGUCAUCGAUGAGGUGAAUGAUUGGGCUGUAAAAGAAACAAAUGGCCUAAUCCAAGCUAUUCUUCAGCCUGGCGCGGUUGACAACCUUUCCAUGUUGCUUGCAAAUGCACUAUAUUUCAAAGGAGCUUGGGAAGAAAAGUUUGAUGCAUCGAAGAGAAAGGAGCGCAAGUUUCAUCUUCUGGAUGGAAAUACAGUGAAAGCUGCUUUUUUCACUAGCGACAAAAAUCGACAUAUCAGUGCAUAUAAAGGUUUCAAAGUGUUGCGACUUCCUUACAAAAACGGCCGCCGGUGUUUUUCCAUGUACUUGUAUCUUCCAAAUGCCAAGAACGGACUGCUGGAUUUGGUGGAAAAUAUUAGUUCGAGACCUGGAUUCGUGAAGCAUUAUUCCCCGAGUACAAAAGUUGAAGUUGGGGACUUCCUGAUUCCCAAGUUCAAGAUCUCAUUCGGGUUUGAAAGUUCAGGCACGGUUUUCCCUUCUACUGGAGGGCACAACAUUUUCCAGGAAUCCUACAUUGAUGUCACCGAAGAUGGAUCGGAGGCCGAAUCCUUCACUGAUGCUGCCCAAUAUGGAACAGAAACCACUGCCGAAAUUGCUGAUUCCAAGGCUACUUGUUCAACAACUCCUAAGACUAAGAAGAGACUAAACUUUGUUGCCGAUCAUCCAUUCCUUUUUCUCAUAGCGGAAGAUACAAGUGGGACGGUACUAUUCAUGGGCAGCGUGCUUAGAGUUGAUCGGUGGCGGAGGGAGGGGGCACCAGUAGGGGCGGUCGCUCCCCCUCCCUCCAAUUUUUUUUAA